This is a messenger RNA of Lethenteron reissneri (Far Eastern brook lamprey), 1128 nucleotides long. RefSeq names its product TOX high mobility group box family member 4-like. Gene Ontology annotation, biological process: regulation of transcription by RNA polymerase II. Lineage: Eukaryota; Metazoa; Chordata; Hyperoartia; Petromyzontiformes; Petromyzontidae. Gene Ontology annotation, cellular component: nucleus. Gene Ontology annotation, molecular function: chromatin DNA binding. The record is from RefSeq and is a predicted model, not a curated record.
CUGCUGCUGCUGCUGCGACUGCUAUAACUCUGGAAGUGACUCCAAUGUACUUGGCGUUGCCCGUGUGGCUACUGCGAGACGGGCAGUACAUACUGACGGUGACCCCGGCGACCUCCGCGACCCCGGUGACCCCCGCGACCCCGGUGACCCCCACGACCCCGGUGACCCCGGUGCGGCCCCACUCGGCCUACGCGCUCUUCUUCCACGACACUCUGGCGGCCGUCAGGGGCCAGCACCCUGACGUCUCCUUCGGGGAGGCCUCGCGCAUCGCCGCCAACACGUGGGGCAGCCUCGCCCACCAGCACAAGCAGGUUUACAAGAAGAAGGCUGACGAUGCCAAGAAGGAAUAUCUGAAGGCGUCGGUGGCCUACAAGGCCAAGUUAGCCGCCAAGGACCGUGCUGCUACUGCUGCCACGGUGACGCCACCGCCACCACCACCGGCCGCACGCUUGCCGCACUCAGGAACGCCGCGGCUUGUCCCGUUCUACGGAACGCCGGGCGGGACGGGGGUUCUCCUCCUGUCUACCGCCACCACCAUCACCACCUCCUCCACCUCCUCCUCCUCCUGCUCCUCCACCACCUCCUCCUCCUCCUGCUCCUCCACCUCCUCCACCUCCUCCACCUCCUCCACCUCCUGCUCCUCCACCACCUCCUCCUCCUCCACCUCCUCUGACGUCAUCUUGACACGAUUCCUGUCGGCAAAAACAACAACCACCACCACCACAUCCUCCUCUCACGUCUUCGCCACCACAAGCACCACCUCAGCCGUCGGCAGCCGCCAGUCUUGUAGGAGAGGAAGAAGAGGAGUAAGACCCGGUGCGGAUCCCGCGGAUCGGACUGCAGGAGCCGGGCUGACUCUGGCUCUGUGCUCCCGAUCCGGAUGCCGGAACUUGCCUGUGGAGAACAGCGACUGGGAUCUGGAGUAUUGCAGCAGUGAGUGUGUGGUACAGCACUGCAGGACGGUGUUCCUCUCGUGGCUGUCGGACCGACUCCAACGUGGCGCACCGUGAUCCCAUCGACUCUUCACACAGAGACCCAUAGACCACUCAUAGAGACCCAUCGACUCCUCACACAGAGACCCAUAGACCACUCAUAGAGACCCAUCGACUCCUCACACAGAGACCCAUA